Amphiprion ocellaris (clown anemonefish) is the source of this 4017-nucleotide messenger RNA. RefSeq names its product HPS5 biogenesis of lysosomal organelles complex 2 subunit 2 (gene hps5). Gene Ontology annotation, molecular function: protein binding. The record is from RefSeq and is a predicted model, not a curated record. NCBI's taxonomy places the organism in Eukaryota, Metazoa, Chordata, Actinopteri, Pomacentridae. The transcript has 23 exons. Bases 206 to 3568 code for a protein of 1120 amino acids. Gene Ontology annotation, cellular component: cytoplasm. Gene Ontology annotation, biological process: developmental pigmentation.
CAGAGCUGCAGCCUUCAGGAAGUGUCCUCACAUCAGCUGAGCGGGGCUGUCACGGGUCGGCUGACAGCAGACUGACCGCCGACUUUCUCCCCCCCCAAAAAUACCGCAACAGAUCCAGGGAUGUAAGGGAGGUUUGGUGUGGUUUUACAGGCGGUAAAGCUUCAAUCUGUGUCCGUCUAUCUGUUGUGUUGGAUCACCAGCGAAGAUGCCUCUGAUACCCGUUGUGCCAGAGAACCACAGUCACGUCCUGGCAGAGUUCGACUGCCUCGAUCCACUUCUCUCUGCGCUGCGCUUAGACUCCGGCAGGCUCAAGUGCACCUGUUUGGCAGUGUCGAGGAAGUGGCUUGCAUUGGGAACAUCGGCAGGAGGUUUACACCUGAUUCAGAGGGAAGGCUGGAAACAAAGACUCAUCCUUACUCACAAAGAGGGGUCUAUCACUCAGGUGGCAUGUUGCCCUCAUGAUGAAGAUUUUAUUGCUGUUUCAACGAGUCAGGGUCUGGUGGCGGUGUGGGAGCUGCAGCUGGAGCGGCGAGGUCGUCCAGAGAGAGUCAGUGUGUCCUGGGAGCACCGAGGUCAGAGCAUCACUGCGCUCUGCUGGGAUACCAGCACGCUCAGAGUUUUCGUCGGGGACUCUGGAGGGAAGGUGUCAUUCCUCCGUGCAGGGUCCUCUAAGUUGGGCAAGGGGUCAGCAUUCGUCAUCUUCCCUGUCCAGACUGUCACCACUGUUGACUCCAGAGUAGUUCAGCUUGGGUACCAAGAUGGCCGCCUGCUUGUGUCUUCCCUGAGCCGCUGCUACCUCUGUGACACUGACAGAGAGAAGUUCUGGCGUGUUGGAAACAAGGAACGUGACGGGGAAUAUGGAGCUUGCUUUUUCCCUCAGAACAAGGGGUUAUUAUUGGGUCAGCCCCCGCUGCUGUACUGUGCCCGGCCAGGUUCUCGAAUAUGGGAGGCCAGUUUUAAUGGCGAGGUCCUGAGCACCCAUCAGUUCAAACAGCUGCUGGCUUGUCCUCCACUACCUCUCAUCACUUACAGAAACGAGCCAAAUUACAAUCCAAUGCACAAGAGUCCACAGUCAGUCGCCUUCCCUAAACUGCUUUAUUUAGGAGACCAAAACCUGUUGACCUGGACUGAAUCAGCUAUUUACAUCUUCACACCUCAGAAUGGACAAGUACUUCUGUGGAGUGAAGUUAAAGAUUUGGUUGAUGUCGCAGUCUACCGCAGUGAGCUCUUCUGUCUCCAUGGCAGCGGGCAUCUGUCCCACCUCUCCUUGUUAUCUGCAGAGCGCUGCGUUGAGCGUCUGUUGCGUAGAGAGUCCUGGUCUCUAGCUGCUGCUGUCUGCUGUAUGUUCCAGCACGCAGUCACCAUCAGCAGGGCCAGGAAGUCAGUUCCCAUUGACCGCCUUGAACACCUAAGAUCUCAGCUCAGUUCCAGCACAGACCUGGAGCUGAUUGGCCAGCUGGAGGAAGUCAUCUCAAAGCUCGAGCCUCUGGACUCUGCCUCCAGCAGCCGAAGAAGCAGCAUCUCCUCACAUGAGAGUUUCAACGUCCUGGACUGUGGAAUCUAUCGUGUGAUCAGUCGCAGGGGAAGCCAGUCAGAUGAGGAAACAGGCUCCCUCAUCAAUCCAUCCACAUCAGAGGAGGAGAGGCUCAAGGAAUUUAGUUUUGUGCAGGAGGAUGAUCAGGGAGAUCAUGAUCCACAGAGCAGUGAACGAAUGGAGGCAGAACGAUCUGAUCAGGGCCUGCAGUUCCAUCUCCCGCUCUCAUUCCGUCCCAAACCCCCCCGCAUCGCACUGCAGGCCGUCAAAGACAGUGUGUCUAGUUUCGUUAAGAAGACAACAGAGAAAAUCAACACCCUCCAGAUGAACUCGGAGCUCUUUCAGCGUCCUGAAUUCAGGGAGGGCGGACAGGCGGAAAUCUCAGCCACUGCAAGUCCAUACUCAGAGGAAAUGGAGAACGAAGUUUAUGAUGAAAUAUCCAACACCGAAGCCGACAUGCAGGAACUUCGAUUGGCAACAGAGCGAGCCAUCUCACAGAUACAAGAUCCUUUGGUGCUACUAGAUCCAGUCUGCCUGGGAGAAGCUCUGCUGGAUUGGCUGCCGACGCUGGAGCGAAUACUCGGACCUGCAGAGCCCGGGUCAGCUGCUGCAACUUCAAGCAUGGAUGGGCCAGAAGAGGAGAGGGAUUAUAUAAACACCAGCUCAGAGCAGCAAGAGGAGUCUACCUGCUCAUUAGAAGAACCCACAGAGAUUGUGACAGAGGAGAAGAAAGAGACCUGUGAGCUUGGACAAAAAGAGGGCCAGUGUGAGAACCAGAUGACAGCAGACUCAGCUGAAAACGUUGUUUCAAAUGGGAGCCCUCCAGAGCCUGUCCGAGUGGCGUCCCCUAAACCUGUUCCACCAGAUCUACUAACUAAUCUCACCGAGCUGGCCACACUGUACACGGAGCUGAGCUGCUUUAGAAACCAGAACGAACAAACGCUGGGUUGCCUGACUUUCCUGCGCCGUUACUUCUUUCUGCUGGACCAGGAGCGCGUGAGGAGAAUGUGUCUGCUGUGUUAUCAGGAGCAGCCAGAGAUGAAGAGCUCCUUCAUGGAGGCCAUGCUAGAGCGCACUCAGUCCAGCAAGGUGGUGGAAGUUUUUCAACGAGGCGAUUUGCUGAGAUCUCUGAGAAGUCUGAGAGAGCUGCAGCCCUGGAGUGCUCCUCCCCUCCUGGCUCACCUGCACAGGCUGUAUGAGAAGCACGGGGAGGCAGCGGUACGAUCUUUUUCCCAGUUCUACCCCACAAUAACUCCUGCUGAUGUAAUGACCAUGGCUCAGCAAAGCCACUUCCUGGCAUACCUGGAUAAUCUGGUACAGUCACGAGCUGAGGAGCACAGGUUAUCAUUUCUGCAAUCCCUUCUUGAAUCAGAAUCUCUGAGACAGGAUUGGCUGGAGCUCGCUCUUACCCAUGAUGCUCCUCAGCACUGUGAUACUAUGACUCCUGAUGGACAACCCAGGUGGCAUUCACAUUGUUUCAGUUGGGGUUAUGGUCGUCUUCUGGCUCUGCUGAUUCGUCUUCCUGCAGACUUUUCCUCGAAGCAGAAGAUGGCAGAGACUUGCCGCAGUCACGGGUACUGGACCGGUUACCUCUACCUUUGCAGUGAGCUGCAGCGUCGCACGGAAGCGUUUUCCACCAUCUGUCAGCUGGAUGACAUCAGCCUGCUGGAGGAACCCGAUGGUGUUGAGCCACAGACCUUGGAUGAAUGGAAGCUCCUGAUCCAGCUGUCGCAGCAGUGCAGCCAUGCAGCAGACUCAGAGCAGGUCACAGGUGUGAAUGGGAGCAGCUGGUCCAACGGCUCAGCAGACUGCGGAGGAAAGAUCAGCCCCGAGAAUCUGACCCUGAUGCUGGCUCGGACCGCCGGGCCUGACCGAGCUCUGGAGGUCCUGGAGGAUUGUGGAGUGCAGCUGGUUCUCUCGCCUCAUUCCAGACUGGUCUGUGAGCUGCUGAGAGUCACUGAGAAGAGGCAGAGGGCGAUGAUCCAGACGAUGCUGGAGCGCUGCGAUCGGUUCCUGUGGUCUCAACAUGCGUAAUGAUACAUCACACUCUGUGGACAGAAGCCGCUCUGAAAUGAAAUAACACAACUAACACUUCAUGUAAGUCUUCCCACUAACUGCUGUCGAGGCUGUGACUUCAUUUAAACACUGUGAUACUUGUCAAAGCUUCCCAGCUUACGUGAAGGUAUUUACCGUCUAGUGAAAACAGUAUUAUCUGUUUAACUUGUCUACAGUUCAUUAACUUGACAAUUUUAUCAGUAUUCAGGUGUUUGUACACCUUACAGAUUUUUUUUUUAUAAUUUAGGUGAAUUCUUUUUGCAUGUGCAGGUAAUAAAAUAUCUCAUGUCCUUUAUCUUUGUAGUUAAAGGCCAAAUCAAUCAGUAAAUUUUACCGCUGUGACAAACAAUAAACUGGCAAUAAUAACAGUGUAAUAUUCUAACGAGGUAAUAUUAUGUCAAUAAAAGCUGUCUCUUUGGAACCUGUUA